Penicillium subrubescens is the source of this 852-nucleotide messenger RNA. RefSeq lists its product as uncharacterized. The transcript has a single exon. The record is from RefSeq and is a predicted model, not a curated record. The coding region runs from base 1 to 852 and encodes 283 amino acids. NCBI's taxonomy places the organism in Eukaryota, Fungi, Ascomycota, Eurotiomycetes, Eurotiales, Aspergillaceae.
AUGGACGCACAAGCCUAUCUCAUCCGACACGGAUGGUCUGGUCCCGGCAACCCUCUUAACCCAAACCAGCGCCCAGGCCCACACGGCGGUCUCGGUCUCACAAAGCCCAUUCUCGUCGCGCGCAAACAGAACAACCACGGCGUGGGCAAGAAGACAACAAAAGAUCCUACAAAUCAGUGGUGGUUGCGCGGAUUCGAAGAUGCACUCAAGGGAUUCGGCGAGGAAAAGACAACUGAUGCCGGAUCAAAUAAUGCGUUGACGAGCGAAUUAUAUCGCCACUUUGUGCGCGGCGAAUGUCUUGCUGGUACCAUGAAGCAGAAGACCGUGGAUGAGCCGGAAGAGAAGUCCAAGUCUAAAUCAAAGCGGAAGCGUGAUCCCGAAGAUGAGGAUGAGCGUCGGGCUAAGAAGGAGGAGAAAGCUGCACGGAAAGAGGAGAAGCGCAAGCGUCGCAAGGUUAAGGGAGAUGAGGAAGCUACCGAGUCUGCGACUGUGUCUUCGAGUGAUUCUUCGGGCUCGGAGAAGCGCAAAGAGAGCAAAGAGGAGCGCCGAUUGAGGAGGAAGGAGAAGAAGGAGCGGAAGGAGCGGAAAGCAGAGGAGAAGAAGUUGAAGAAGGCCAAGCGCUCUGCCAGCGAGGAGGAUUAUCCUACACCGAUGUCGACUGAUGAGGAUCUUGACGAUGCACGGGUGGAUACUGCUGAAUCAGAUGAAACCCCUGCCACGACCAAAGAGAAGAAGGAAAAGAAGGAGAGCAAGAAGUCCAAGUCCAAGAAUAAGGACAGCGAAGGGGAACAGAAGUCCGAUACGAAGAAGUCCAAAAAGGAGAAAAAGGAAAAGAAGGAAAAGUCCGCUUGA